Penicillium paradoxum is the source of this 795-nucleotide messenger RNA. Its product is annotated as bZIP transcription factor. The coding region runs from base 1 to 795 and encodes 264 amino acids. The record is from RefSeq and is a predicted model, not a curated record. Gene Ontology annotation, molecular function: DNA-binding transcription factor activity. Gene Ontology annotation, biological process: regulation of DNA-templated transcription. NCBI's taxonomy places the organism in Eukaryota, Fungi, Ascomycota, Eurotiomycetes, Eurotiales, Aspergillaceae. The transcript is spliced from 2 exons.
AUGCUCCAGAUCCCUGAGUCAGCAACCGAUGGAUUCAACAAGGCCCCAAGACCAGAAGCAUGGAAGAACGUGGAACGACUCGCGCGGGUGCGUGAAAACCAACGCAAAAGUCGAGCCCGGAAGCAGGAGUACGUGAAGGAGCUAGAGCAGCGUCUAGCGGUGUGCAAAGAACAAGCCCAGCAAAAAGACAUCGAGCACCGACUAGCGACGCAGAAAGUUGAUGCCGAAAAUCGUCACUUGAAAGCUCUUUUGGGAUCGCUGGGUGUUUCUGUUGCUUCUGUCCAGCAGUAUCUACAAGAAGCGGAGGCGGGGACGGAUACCAACAGGAAAGUUGCUAUCCCCGCUAUUCAACGAUUAGAUGGGACGAAGGCUCUGUAUCUAGCACAUCCCGAUACUGCCAGUUCAAAUUUGUCGAUUGGACCACCCCGUGCCCGUAAGGAGGAACCGAAGACAGCUGAACCGCAGAUAACUGGCAAUACUACCUGUUCCUCGACGGCUGUGAAGUCAAUGGAUCAGCCAUCCAAGGAACCACCGCAAGAGAAAGAUCCGGCCCUGUGUGGAUGUUCUGCUGAAAGACAGGAUCCGGAAACGGCAUCCGAUGAAGAUGUGCUCAAUUCGACGCUCUGUGCCAUCGCCGAAGAAAUGAUUAACCAGUACAAUACCAAAGGAAUUGAUGUUGAUGAAAUCCGGCGAAGAAUUUGGUCUGGGUUCCGAGCAGGUGCAAAUGGCACUGGUUGCAGAGUUCAGAACCAUAUCCUGUUCCAGGUGCUGGACGAGAUCAGCGGUGAUGUUUGA